AUGAAUUAAAACUAGUCUCUUGUAACUGGAGGAGAACUCUAGCACCCAUUAAAUUACUCUAGCUUUAUAAAUUCUCAACUUUCACUAUAGUCCUAGAAAAGUUAAAGAAAAGUAAACUUUUAUGCAAGACCAUAAACAACGAUGCUCCCAAAUAAUUCUGUAGUUUCAUCUUCUACUAAAAACAAUGAAAUGCCAGCCAGAGAAAUCAAACUAAGUGCAUUUGCAACCACUAGAAGAGGUUCAAUGGAUGAGGCGUUGAAUGCAUCUACAGUAGUUGAAUCAACUGAUAAGGAAAAGGAACUCAAAAAAUAAAUGAAUAAGUCAUCUGCGCACAUAAAGCCAGAUGUAUUAUUUCAUAAGAAACAAAUGCGCUCAAAUACUCCUUUUUAAAACAACCUUGACUAUCAGAUGUCUAGCCUAUUUCCAGACUUGACAAUUAAUAGAAACAAGAUCAGAUUAUAAUCUAUAACUCCUGAAAUUGCUGCCAAUGUAGUUAAAGAUUACAUUUUGCCUAUGUUUGAAAAUGAUGGGAAGAAAUUUAUCAAGAGGAAAAAUCUUAGAAAGCUCCUUAACAAUUAAUCAGGCUAGCCAAUAGAAAAUCCUAAUAUCGACAUGAAUCCAGUUAUGCACGAUGAUGAUAGAAAAAAAGAGAUAGAGAAGCUUAAGAGUGGGAAGCUUUCAAACACAGUCUACUCUGAGAUGAAGUUGUCCAAGAUUCUUUAGGACUAAAUCAAUGAACUAAAAGAAGAAAUAAGGCAACUUAACGAGACCAUUUAAGACCUAUAUUAAGACAAACAGAAGAUGGUAAAAAGAAUGAAGGAUAAUAAUAUGAAGACAAUCAAGAAUAAUAAUGAGAUGCAUGUACUUAUAUAGCAAUUAACUAUUUCUGAAAAAUAAAGAGUAAUGCUUGCUAUGUAAAAUCAGAAUAUGGAGUAGUAAAUUAAAUAGCUAAAAGCUUUGUUUAUUUAUAAUGAGGAUAGCAGAAGAUAGUUUAAACAACAAUAUAGAGCAGGCUUGCUAGAUUUGGAAAAUGAUGUAAUGCGAGAAAAAUUAUAAAGAUUAUAUGAUGCUAUGGAUUCCUUAGGUUCAGCUAAAAUUAUUGAAGACAGAUACUAGUCUAAACUAUUAAUAGAAGAUCAGAAGAUGAGAAACUAGGCAGCUUAGAUUGAAAUACUGCAAAUGGAUAUUAAAAAAUAUCUGUCUGAGUCAAAUGAUUAGAGCUUAUUUUUAAAGGAUUUACAGGUUAAAGUAGCCAACUUACAAGUUGAGAAGAUAAAACAGAAUGCUUACUUCAAGGAAAAGGUUGCAUUACUGGAGAAAGAUAGAGAUGAAGCAAUUUAGAUAAAAGAAACUAAGCAAGAAGAAUACAUUAUGCUUUUGAAACAAUUUCAGAUCAUUGCAAAUGAAAGAGAGAAAUUAAAGAACAAAAUCUAAAAACUAAAGCAGAGAAGAAACAUAGACUUCAAUCAGAAGAUUUGCAGAAACUGUGGAAGGGAAUAUCUCGAAAGUGAAAUGUGGUGGUGUUGUGGCAAGACUGGAAUAGAUGCACAUGGUUGCAAAUAUAGCAAGCAUGAGUCGAAAAAUGAAGAGGAUGAGGAUAAGGACAACUUAGAUGAUGACUUACUAAGGUAGAAGUAGCUGAAAUGCUUUUGUUGCAAGGAAAAAGGUCAUAGGACUGAAAAUUGUCCCAGAGAUCCCAACAUCAGAUAAAAUAUGGAUGUCUCUAAAGAGGAUAUGAGGAUAAAAGAGAUAAAGGACAACAAGAAGCUUAAUGGAGAUUCGGUGCUUAUUAACGGUAAAUUGAUGGAAAUUCUUUCUAAAAAGAAGUAAUAAGAUAUCUUUGGCUAGGAUAUUAUGUCUUUUGAUGAUUUCAAUUACGGACUUCUCAAUGACUAUAUUUUCAAUAUGAUAAAAUCAACGAUUGAGUCUCAAGAAAAAUCAUCUGAAAGUUCGUUCAAGAUUGAUGAUGAUGAUGACGAGAGAUAGUAAUAAUAAUCUUAAACUUCUAAUAGCCUCACGAGAAAGCAGACUAUCUUUUCACAUCAAAUGAACAGUAUGUUUAAGAGAUAAACAACAACAAAACCGAAAAAGCUGUUUAACAAAGGUUAAGUAAAUUAGAUAAUUGAGAGUCAAAAUAAUGAUGUUUUCAAUGAAUUAAUCAACAUCAAGAUGGAAUCAGUAAUUGAGAAUCUCAGGACUAAGAAUUUCAUUAAUCUAGAGGAUGAACUUGGAAUGAUGAUUACUCAUCAUGAGAACUUGAAAAAGACAAAGUCAAAGAGAGGACAAAGUGUUCAAGGUUCAACUGGAUCUAAAACUAUAUAUUUGUCCUAAACAAACUCAAUGAUUCAUUUAAAAUAAGAUUAAAAUCAAACUUUUACUCCAAAAAAUGGCUAAUUUCUUGAAGUACCUGGUAAAAAUCCUUUAGAUAUUGUAAAAGAGGACUCAUUUGAAUCUUCGCUUAGAUCCCAUUAGAAUUAAUCUCCAUAAAAAUCAUUGUUUCACAUUCAGCUGAGACCUCAAAAAUGGAAUCUAGACAAUAUGAAUGAUAUUAAUGAGAACGAUGAUAAUGGCUUGAGAGAAUCAUUUGAGCAUGAAGCUGUUUAUCCAGUGGUUAGACUUUCAUAGCAAAAUGUGCAAUAGUUUGAAUAAGAUCUUAAAAAAAAUCAAGAAAAAAUCAGAAGAAUGAAUUCUUUCAAAGCAAAACCAAGUACAUAAUCACCUAGUAUCGAUAGAUAGAGUUUCUAGAAUUUAAAAGACAGCUAAAACCAGAAAAUAAAGAUUAUGCUAGGAAAUGAUGAAGAUUCUAUAAGUAAGGAAAAUAUUUUCAAUGAGAGAAAUAAAUAAAAUUUUAAAAAGCAUGUAGAAGUUAAAUUAGACCCAGGAACACCUAGAAGGGCUCUUAGUAAUGAAGCAUUAAGUAACGCUAGAAUUAGAAGCUAAAUGGCAAUUUAAUAGUUGAAUAAUUCUGUCAUUGAUAAUAAUCAUCUACAAGUAAAUGGUGGUGCCAAAUAUAAGUAAAACUAAGUUAAUUCAUUUUCUUCUCUGAGUUCAGAUUCAGAUUUAGACUAACCUUCACAAUUGGAAGAUAAUAUGAAGCUAAAGAAGAAGAAUUCCUUAUCUCCAAGCAGGAAAAUAAAAGAGGAAUAAAAAAUUGAGAAGAAAGUCUUAAGAGAUAUAAAAAUGAAAUAGAAAGAAAAAGAAAAAGACACAGAUAAAUUAAAACAAGAAAAUAAAAAAUAAAGCAAAAAGUUUGUUUAAAUCAAAGAUUGA
This is a messenger RNA of Stylonychia lemnae, 3270 nucleotides long. The record is from the annotation of a GenBank genome assembly. Lineage: Eukaryota; Ciliophora; Spirotrichea; Sporadotrichida; Oxytrichidae.